AAGCCGCAUCAGUCCCGGACACAACGCUGCACGGUACGGUUGAGAUUUUCUGUUCAGUUCCGCUCUCUACGUGUGUAUGUUUUUUGCCAAGAAAUAGUGAUUUUUCAAGUUUUUCUUAAUAUCAGCUAGCAGUAGGUAGUUCGGAAGUGGCAGGCAGAUCCCUCGCGACAGGUCGUGCAAGUGUGGUUUCCUGGAUUUUUUUCUGGUAAGGUAAGAAAAAUCAUUACCCAUAUUACGUGCUAAAAUAAGAGGAAAAUUCGCCAUCCUGUUCCGGGAGUGUGAAAAUUGGUGAGAAAAAUUUAAGUUACGGAAUCGGAUACAAAAUACCUUCUGAGUUAUAAUCUGGUGCCCUCUUCUGUUGUGGGUUAAGCUUGUUGACUGGUUACAUCUGGUGUGAUUAAUUGAAAAUCAGCAGGGUGAAACAAAGUGUAACAAACGAGGAAAACUAGUGGCAAUUGUGUUGAUAAAUAACGAAGCUGAUUCAACGAAGCAUAUUCCAGUGAAGUGCAGCUUCUGGAAGCAGAAAAUUAACAAUCCUUAACCGUGGACUACGACUUACGAAAAGAAAUUAGCUAGAAUAUGUACGUCUCAUGUUCCAGACACAGCUAGCACGUGUGCCCCGAAGAACAGUGGAGCGUAAACCGGUUCGGCCACGACCGAUGCAACAGCGGUCCCCCCGCGACCGGAACCACCCAGCAGCAUUAGCAUUGUGUGUUUGGUAGUAGUGACUAGGUGACUACCACCCAACCCAACAUCCGCAGCAGCAACGCGAGAGUGAGCGAGUGAGCCAACAGCGCUAAACCGAGGCAACACAGCACUCACGUAUCGACAGACACCCGUCGAGGGUUUUCCUUUAGCCAACAGUCAGUCUCAAGCCGUCACUCGGAGUUGUUGUACGGCGGAUUAGUUCUGAAGCGCUCGAAAUAAACGCGGCUACGCGAGACGGUCGAACGUGACUCUAGCGAAUAAGUGGUAAUCGCGUUCAGUGGUCAAAGCUUCGCUUUACUCAAAGAAAAAAAACAUCGCGCCCGUGGAAAAGUGACCGCCGAUAGUGUUCUGAAAUCGCCUUUGUCUCGUGGUCAGGGCCGGUGUUUCACUGUUAGCCCAAGUGGGUAGUAUAAGAUAAGCAUAGGGCAAGGGGUACUUUACUAGAGAUUUCCUGCAUUUUUGCAAUGCAUACGCUUGCAUUACAGUCACAUAAAAUCACUCACGGUGCGUUUGUGCAAAUGAAAUAGUGCAAAUAAAAUAGGAUUUUAGACGCGAGUAUUGUGUUUCAGGUAAAAGCAGAACGAAGACGAGUGUGGUAGGAAAAGAAUAGAAAAAAGUAAAAAGGCCUAAAAGCACCGUUGUUGAAACUAGUGUAGAAGACUGAGAAAGCGAGCAAUAAUUGCAUCUAAAGUAAUUCAAAUCCUCCCUGCUCUCUAUUUCUCCAGCGUGUGUAUGUGCAAUCAAAAAAAGUGUUUGAUAAGUAGGAAAUUUUUGUUCAGUGUGGCAAGGAAAUAUUACCGCUCGAAGUUGAAUCGUUGGUAGCAGUGCAAAAGCGUAAAGUGCAACCGUAGUGGGUGAAAUCGCACCGGAGUGGGUUACACAAGAAGUUUUUUCCCCCAGCGCAGUCAACGUCGAAAAGAAUAGAAGAUAAGAAGUUCACACAAAUAAAAGAAAAACAAGAAGAAAUUAAAUGUGCUCAAUUUGCUGCGUGAUCUGAGGUGUUACUUCAACCAAAUGCAGUUUCUUCCCGUAGACUAAGCCCGUGCUACAACCUGUACCAACCUACGGAAAAAAGAAGCGGUUCUACUUAAGCUUAAGCUGCACCUUAGCCAGUUGGCAAACCUGCACGCCAUCGUUGCAAAACUGCAAUCAUGUUGGAUCGUGGACCAGUACAGCUAGACAACGACAAGUGUCGCCGCGAACGGGAAACACAUUUGACCGGAUCGCGUCUGGACCUCGCCAGUCUAUGCGGCGGACCACGCAACACCUCCAGAUCCGGCAGAACCAAUAUGGUCGAUUCUCACGGAAACGCGCUGCCACCGCUCAGCCCGUCUAGCAACAAUAAUUCGUCCUCGUCGACGGCGGCCAGUGACAUCGACCAGAAGCCGGUCCCGCUGACGCCGAGUGAGGCACUGAAGUACCAUGGAACCGGGCUAACCGACUAUGAAAAGCAGGAAAUAGAAAAGUACCCGGAAGUCUACUAUCUGGGUCUCGAUGCCUGCAAAAUUAACGCCAAGCCAGGCAGCACGCUUAAUUCGGGUUAUGAUGAUGACAAUGGCAGCUAUAAUAAGGUGAUUCACGACCACAUCUGCUACCGGUACGAGAUCCUCGAGGUCAUCGGAAAAGGUAGCUUCGGCCAGGUGAUUCGGGCGAUAGACCAUAAAACCAACAAGCAUGUAGCAAUCAAAAUCAUCCGCAACAAAAAGCGCUUCCACCAUCAGGCCCUCGUCGAAGUUCGGAUUUUGGACGAACUGCGGAAGAAGGACGUUGAUGGUUCAUACAAUGUGAUACACAUGCUAGACUAUUUUUACUUCCGCAAUCAUCUGUGCAUCAGUUUUGAGCUGAUGAGCCUGAACCUGUACGAGCUCAUCAAGAAGAACAACUACCAAGGAUUCAGCCUGAGUCUCAUCCGGCGGUUCUGCAACUCGAUAGUCAAAUGUCUCCGGUUGCUGUACCAGGAGAACAUUAUUCACUGUGAUCUAAAGCCUGAAAAUGUUCUGCUUAAACAACGGGGCAGCAGUUUGAUCAAGGUCAUCGAUUUCGGUAGCUCAUGCUACUCGCACCGCAAAGUGUACACAUACAUUCAGUCCCGCUUCUACCGAUCACCGGAAGUCAUACUGGGACUGUCGUACGGAACACCCAUUGAUAUGUGGAGUUUAGGCUGUAUACUGGCAGAACUGUACACGGGAUAUCCGCUGUUCCCCGGGGAGAACGAAGUGGAGCAAUUAGCGUGUAUCAUGGAAGUUCUGGGCAUUCCUCCGGAUGAUCUCAUCAAUACUGCCACCAGGAGGAGGUUAUUUUUCGAUUCCCGAGGCAUUCCAAGGUGUAUAACCAAUUCCAAGGGACGCAAGCGGAAGCCGGCAUCGAAAACUAUUUCCCAAGCGCUGCGCUGCAACGAUACAGUGUUCAUCGAUUUCGUCAGCAAAUGCCUGGAGUGGGAUCCAAAGAAGCGCAUGACACCGGAGGAGGCGGCCCGCCACGAGUGGCUCCAGCCGAGUGCCUCCUCGACGUACGUCUCGUCCAAAUCCAAGGAAAACAGUGAUAAUCAGCUCAGCUUUAUGCAGAAAUUGCAACGAUCUCAGCCAAUGACACCAAAUACAAUCCUUCCGGAGAUUAAAACUCCCUCCACCCGGCAACGCUACGUCAAGGAACGGGUUAAAGCAACAGAUCUCGAAUCAGCACAACAGCAAUACUCGUUACAUCGAUUGUACCACGCCCGCAAGACAACGUUGAAUGCAUCCAACAACAACAACAACAACAGCCACACCAGUAGUACCAACAUUAGCAAUCAUAACAUCAAUAAUAAUAACAACAACAGCAACAACAAUAUCAGCAUCAACCACAGCGGCAGCAGUCAGACAAUAAACUCCAGCAGCAGCAAGUACUCCUCGAAUCAUCACGUGGCUGGUGGUGGCGGCGGAGGCAGUGGCCACUACCAUCACCACGGAGGGAUGCCUCACUCUCAGAGCACUGGGGACGUGUCCGCCAUCUUUGGCCGCGCAUGACAUGGUACUCUCAGUAAGGCCAGGGACACCAGCAAAAUGAUCGGUAUGAUCUAGACGAUCCAAAUUUUCCAGAAUCGCCCCCCCGUACCUUACGCUGGCACCAUUUUAGAAUUAUAGGCCAAUUAUUCUAGGUCGUACCUUAUUGUGAAUAGUUUUGUAGUGAUGUGUAUAGUGAAUGGCGAAAUGCGCGAAUAUAGAUGAGGUAGAAUAAUAGGAAUUUACGCUAAUCAGUAUCCGUAAUCCUCAGAGAGUAAUUAUACCCUUCCACUGCCUUUCUCCCAAAUAUUAGAGAGGACUGUUUGCCAUUCAGUGCAGGGUCAUUCGAUGUAGACUCGUAGAUAAGGUGACCCAAAAAAGGGACGUGCAAAUCAUUUGUGUUGGGAAUCUCCUCAUUUCGGUUGUGUUGCCUUUGCGGGUUUGGUUCACAGAGGAGUUGAAAGAUUCACUGGAACAAUAACCAAUUGAUUGUCGAUCUACUACAAUUCUCCAUUCCAGUUUGGUUCGACUUUCGGAAAUCUGUGCAAGCAAAGGUCGAAAAGCAACAAAUUCAUGUAUUAAUUGUACAGUAUUAGAACAUUAAUGUUUGUCAGAGUGAAAUUAAGCGCAAGGCAUACACAAACCUUUGAUCUAUAUUCCAGACCGAAAAACAAACAACGGACGUAGGGAAAGUCUAGUAAAAUCUGUAUUCGUAUGAUGAAAACCGGUAAAGAUGAUUGUGAUAACUUCAAUGGGAUUCACGCUUCCCAGUUGACUCCAGAUGGUGGGGAUCAGUGAGCAGGAAUUUAUACUGACCAAUUGAGAUAAUGUGUAGAUUAUAAAUUUAAUUAACACAUUCGGUGUGUAGUCCGGAAAUAGUGGCCGGAAUAAAGUUUCGUGAGGAAAGUGUUGCAAUUAAUCAUAGUACGACUGACUUUUAACAAGAUAGAUUAAACUGUAUAAAGGGGUAAUCGUAACUUAUUGUUUAGUGACAGCCAGAUUCAAAAUAGCAGCUCUGAACAGCAAUGAAAUCGGUUUAAAUGCCAGAUUAAAACAGAUGCAUAUAUUUAACAUAAUAUUCAGGCGUCAAAGUAAGUGAUUUAUAAUGUGUAGUGGAAGUGUUUCAUUUAUAUAAUGUUACGACAAAUCAUCUUCAAAUUAAUACGUUUAAAAUUUCUUGCAAACCAAAAAAUGAAUUGAAAAUAAACGCUGAUCUUAAAGUUACUGGCUUCGAUAAGGGAUUUUUCAAAUGUUAAGUAAAUUAAAAAGCACCGCUAAAUUUCUAAACAUGCAAAAAUGAUGCUCUUUUCUCAGACACCACUAUGAUUGACGCGGAAACGCUAAAUUACUCUUUAACGAAGUGAAAUAUAUGGAUAUAUACUUAUAUAUGGGAAAAUUAUUUUAUGUACAUUCUUGUCAAACCGCAAAAUCGGAAAUAAAAAGAUUUAAUUCAUUA
This is a messenger RNA of Topomyia yanbarensis, 5145 nucleotides long. RefSeq names its product dual specificity tyrosine-phosphorylation-regulated kinase 2 (gene Dyrk2). Gene Ontology annotation, biological process: peptidyl-threonine phosphorylation; peptidyl-serine phosphorylation. The transcript has 12 exons. Bases 1860 to 3713 code for a protein of 617 amino acids. Gene Ontology annotation, molecular function: protein serine/threonine/tyrosine kinase activity; protein serine/threonine kinase activity; ATP binding. NCBI's taxonomy places the organism in Eukaryota, Metazoa, Arthropoda, Insecta, Diptera, Culicidae. Gene Ontology annotation, cellular component: nucleus. The record is from RefSeq and is a predicted model, not a curated record.